Owenia fusiformis is the source of this 2035-nucleotide messenger RNA. NCBI's taxonomy places the organism in Eukaryota, Metazoa, Annelida, Polychaeta, Sabellida, Oweniidae. The record is from the annotation of a GenBank genome assembly.
AUACAAACCACACCGUGUUCAUAACAUCAUAUUGGUUUUCGGAAGAUAUAUUAAUUUUAUAAGCCGAUCAAUGUAUACCGCAUUCGUAUGACUCAUGGACCGAUAAAGGAUUUAAUGAUAAGGAUGAUAGUCAUGUGAUCUACUAGGUCAGACUCACUGACAGAUGCAAUAUACAUUGAGCUGCCACGUCUCUGAAUGGAACUGAAGAAAUCCAUGUAGAUUUCACAUAAAAUCAACAACUUCAGCGCGUUCAAUAGGGAUGGAAUCUUAGUGAAAUCUACAAUAAGACAUGAGAAUGAAUUCCCCAACUGGAAGUGUGGAUUAUGAGAGCGAUACUCCAUGGUAUGAAAAUGAUUUACAAUUAGCAGCUGAAUUGGGCAAGACUUUGCUGGAACGGAAUAAGGAACUGGAACAUCAAGUUGCACUGCUUCAGCAAGAGAACCAUGAAAAAGAACUUGAAGUAGACUUUCUGGCAAAGCAAGUUGAUACCCUAAGAGACUUGGGUGAAUCCAGGUCUAGAGUGUAUGAUGAGGUUGACAAGAAUUCCCAUAAGCUGGAACAUGCCAUGAAACGACAGACUCAGCAAAGCCACAACGAUAAACAAAAGAUCAACAGGUUGAAUGAUACUAUCAGUAGCCUAGAGACAAAGUGUGAAAACCUACAAGCAACGCUAGAAGAACUACGUAAAACAGACCGUAAACGCAAACGACGUGAACGUCGGUCCACCGUCAGCGUUCCCACCGAAAAAGAAGUUCUAGAGCUUUUCCAUUUUUAUAACUUACAUACCAAAGAUAACGAACAGCUACACUCCAUUUUCCACCAACCAAGUCAGAAUGAGAUCCAGUCUUUGAAAGAUCACAUAAAAGAACUAAGGGAUCAAGUCAAUGUUCAAAAAGCAAAAUAUUCAGAACUUGACACUGAUUUUGGGAUCUUAGAGCAAGAGAACAAACAUCUCACUGAGAGAAUACAAGAUCAAGAACACAAGGAAAUUGAUCUCAUUAAAGAUCUAGAACAUAAAUACGAAAAACAGCUACAGGAUAUAGAGAGGUCAAAUGCCACAAAGAUGUGCAGAAGCUGUCAAAAACAAUUUGAACAACACGAAAAGGAAGCAAAAGUUUUGGAACCAAAGGUUGAGUAUGACGUUGAAAAUGUCCGACAAGGAGUAUGCGUCCGACUCAAGAGUGGAGGUAGCGCGUUUGGAAGUAGGGAGUCCCUCAAUAAAGCUGGACUUGAAACAAGUGACGAUUUGGUGACCUCUCUUACGGACAACUCACUCCUCAGUGAGCUUGACCAGCAGUAUCAUUCCCUAGUUGAAAAGUAUGAAUCUCUCAUUGACUCUAGGAACAAAAAGAUCUCAACCAAAGAAGUCCAAACAACAGUGAUCAAGUCUUCCAUUACGACAAGCAUUAGUGUGAAAAGUCCUAAAAAGAUCGACCAACAUAGGUUUGAUCAUGGACCUCCAGAAUACAAGAAACUAUUCAAAGAGAUAUUCGACACAUUGAAAAAAUCUACAAUUUCUGAAGCUGCUAGUGGGAAAGAUGAUAUAGAGAUAUAGACUUCGCAACAGCCUAAAACAGAUACUAGCUUUAUCGUACCACCAUAAUGGGAUUUAUUAUCUACAACGUCUACCUUUUCUGGAUAGCCAAGCAUCUAAGUAUGCGAUAUAUAAGAUCACCCAAGAUAUGGUUUCCUCUCCAAGAAAUAAAAGGAACAUAUCCGAUAAAAUCAUUCUAUUUAGAAAUUUCUCUUGAUUGGUAUAAAUUGUAUCUGCUAUUUGGGCGUUUUAAUGGCAUUUGGUUUGUAUCUGAUGGUUGGGACAUUGGUGCAAUUAUCAACGCCGUGUAUCUAUUUAUUCUAUUAUUCUAAGCAUUGCUUGCAGCAUUGCGAUCUUUUGCUUACUAGUAUAUGCUGUUGCAGGAUUCGCUGGGAAGACUUGCAUAAGGGUUAACAGAUGGCAAACGGUGUUGCAACUUGCAAUAUUUGAUUAUGUGAUUAUUUAUCCGAGGUUUACGAAUUUAUUAUUAUUUCAUCUAAC